AAAAAAAAAAUUUUCUUUCUCUUUCUCUCUUUCUUUCUCUUUCUCUUCUCAUGAAAAUGCUGUUUACCCAUAUACUUGUAUUUUCAACAUCAAUUUCCAUAAUUACUGUCUAACUAUUUAUUCUUUGAACUUUUAUCUGCUAUUUCCUGCUAUUUUCUACCUACUAAAGCUUUUUCUUUUCCCAUCUCUUUCUUCAAUUUUGGUUAUGAAGUAAUUCAAAACAAAGUCCAUUAAAUAAAUAUAUAUACACACACACAUAUACACAUAAUCCAAUUACUACCACCGAAGUAUACUUUUACUAUAAUUGCCUAUUACUAUUACUAUUACUAUUACUAUUACUAUUACUAUUACUAUUCCCAAUUAACUAAUUGGUAAUUGGCCUGUUAAAACCACCAUUCACCAUUAUUAUUCUCUUUAUUUUAUUUUAUUUUAUUUUACUUUUAACUUCUUCUAUUCAAACUCAACAUGCCCCCAGACUCUUCAAGUCCAAAGUCUCUCUCAAAUAUUAAUCUCCAAUCAGGAAUUAAUCAAAUGAAACCAAAUGUUACUUCUGACUUUACUUUGAAUUCGAUUCCUGAUAAUGAAAACGAUAAUAAUAAUAAUAAUGAUAAUAAUAAUGAUAAUGAUAAUGAUAAUGAUAAUGAUAAUGAUAAUAAUAAUAUUGAUGAUAACUAUAACGAUAAUAAUAACAAUAUGGAUGACAAUGAUAAUGACGAUACGUACAAUGAUGAUAACACUGAUUCUAUCUCUGAUAAUCAAAAUAACACAAACAAUUUACAAACCAUCAACAUACUGAACCUACCAAAUGGCAUCACUUGGAAAGACAUUAAAAACUUACUAUCAUAUGUUAUUCCUUCCUCAUCCAUUGGCUUCAUCUUCUUGAAUAAAAACUCUCCUAUUCUCAAUGCUGAUGUCCUAAUUUUUGAUAGAAAAUUGGCUUUCAAUUAUGCUUACUAUAACAUCACAAACCAAAAAUAUAUUUCCUCAAAAAACAACUCAAUUCGAAACCACUUUCUGAAAAAUAUCCUACCCAAUAACGAAAUCGAAAUCGACAACAAUUAUAACAACUUCUCUUCUACCUAUAAGCAAAAUUCCUAUCACUCAAAUCAAUUUUUCAAUAACUAUAAUUGUAAUUUUAAUUAUUCUUCAAAUGUUCCAUAUAAUAACUACCCUCCUUCUGCUCAAAAUCGACUGGCAAAUCUUCAGCGAAAUGAUUCCAAUUUUGCUAAAAAACAUCACAAUUUCAAUAACAACAACAACAACAAUAAUAAUAAUAACGGCAACAACAACAAUAGCAACAAUAACAACAACAACAACAACAACAACAAUAAUAAUAAUAAUAAUAAUAAUAAUAAUAAUAAUAACUUUCAUGCGAUUGAUAAUGACAAUAAAAACCACAAAAAACCCAUUCUCAAAACCCCAGACAAUGACAACUACUACAAUUACAACCAAUCUUACAACUACAACUACAAUCAAAAUUAUAACUAUAACUACAACUCCAAUUACAAUUACCCCUACAGCUAUAAUUACAACAACGACUCUGCGAAUAAAAACUUCAAUGACAAAAACAACAUUCCCAACAUCAAUCCUGCUAUGGUUGACAACACUACCAACAAUCCUGUAGAACUAGCCUUUUUGCCUAUUCAAUCUGCAGGCCCAAUGUUUCCUUUUGCUCCUCCAAAUGUAUAUAACUCUGUUCCAAUAUUUUCUCCAAAUGCAUCGAAUCCAAACCUAAUCUACCCUUCUAUUCCAACUUUGACCAAUUUGAAUGACAUAAAUCCUGGCUUCGAUAAUGCUGAUAACGAGUCCUUGGAAGAUAACGAUAAAAGAUUCUCAGAAAAUGACUCUCAGACUUCCAGGCUGGUUAUUCCAUCUCAGUCGCCUCAAAACACUCCAGUCGCCAACUCAAAUUCAAAACAUUUUACUGAUCCAGCCUCUUCCAAUUUAUAUGACACUGCUAUUAUGAAAAACAACGAUUCUCCUUUAAACUCGUCUCCUAAGAAUCAGUAUGGAGCCCCUUAUUAUCCACUCCCACCACAAUCGUUUUAUCCCAUUAUUCCCUAUAAAAAUUAUAUCACCCAUCCUACAAAUUUCUAUAAUAAUUCUAAUCUAUCCAAUUCAAAAACAUCGUUGCCCAUGAUAAAUCCUACUGGUCGUGUUUCAAUAUCGCGUAAUCCCUCUGAUUCAGGAGUCUCAACAUUUCCUCCUCAGGAUAUAUAUGCUAAUCGAGCCAAUCAUUCAGAUCCUUCGAUUUCCUUGAAUAAUAACUGGCCCAAUAAUUUUUAUUAUAGGAAUUAUCCAAAUAAACAUGUUCAAAACCCAAAUGCAAAUGCAAAUGCAAAUUUAAAUUUAAAUUCAAAUCCAAAUUCAAAUAUAAACUCAAAAUCAAAUCGACAUCUCUCCAAUUCAAGUAUUGAUGGAAACAAUCAGAUUUCAAAUCCAGUUAUAAGAAACCUUAGAUAUACUCCAAAUGAUUAUAAUUUUAUUUUGAAAAUUGAUGACGAUGACAAUUACACAUAUCCCAAAAAUGGAAUCAACUAUUAUGACAAUAUACAAAUGAAUAAUAAAGGGAAAAAUCGUGAUAAUUCUAAAAUGAACAAUCCCAAACUUUUCCGGAACAAUUUGGGCAAUAAUUACGAGCCUUAUAAUUUUGAAGUCAAUCGCCAUCGAAUUUUUUUUGGUAAUAUUCCAUACUCUACAACAUGGGAAGAACUAUUGGACCAUCUUAAUGCUCAUGGAUAUAAAUGUAAAGUAGAAAUCCCUUCAGUGAAUGGAAACAGUAAAGGGUUUGGAUUAAUCGAUCUUGACGAUGAAGAAGAUGGAGAUAAGCUCAUUCAAGAGUUUAACAAUUCCAUUUUCCAUGGAAGAACAGUAACUGUUCGAUACGAUAAAUAUCCCAACAUGUCUUAUAAUUUUAAGGUGAAAUGUGUUGUAAAUAAUGAAGAUGAGAUUGUUGAGAGUGUUAAUAAGUUAAGAAUAUCUGAUAAAAAGAAUAUAAAAACGUCUCGAAUUGAAGAUGAACGAGAUUUAGAAAAAGCCAGAGCUUUAGUUAAUACGGUGGAAAGUAAAAUUAAUAAUAGCCUGACAAAAUAAAAUCUAUUUUCUACUUGAAAUAUUUUUUUUAUUUUAUUCUACUAAUU
Molecule: messenger RNA, 3140 nt
Organism: Ascoidea rubescens DSM 1968
Lineage: Eukaryota; Fungi; Ascomycota; Saccharomycetes; Ascoideales; Ascoideaceae
Exons: 2
Coding region: 466-3093 (875 amino acids)
Molecular function (GO): RNA binding
Source: RefSeq, a predicted model, not a curated record